Meyerozyma guilliermondii ATCC 6260 is the source of this 504-nucleotide messenger RNA. RefSeq lists its product as uncharacterized. The transcript has a single exon. The record is from RefSeq and is a predicted model, not a curated record. NCBI's taxonomy places the organism in Eukaryota, Fungi, Ascomycota, Pichiomycetes, Serinales, Debaryomycetaceae. Bases 1 to 504 code for a protein of 167 amino acids.
AUGAACUCAUCUCCGUCCCAAAUAGCUCACCAAAGAGCCACAACCCAUCGUCGACCCGUCCAAAACGACCACCGCAAGCGUGGGCGACGAGAGGCUCAAGAAGCACGACACCGCACCCAAAUGGCGCGCAUAGAUUUGGUCCGAGAGAAGCAAGCUGAGCUUCAAGCUACUGGUGAUAUUCACCAGCGCGCGGCACGUGACGCCAAUUGGGAAAACGAUUUGGAUGCACUUCUCGAGGAAGAGCAGCAAAUCCUCGAAGAAAUGCAACAAUUGGAACUAGAAGCAUUGGAAUUGGACGAAACUCUGGCCGAUCCCUCGUUUCAACCCAGUUGGCAAACGUCAAAAUGCGAGCAAGCGGCCGACGGCGCGCGGGCUCAAAACCACACAGCGCCAAAUUCAAGUCAGAAUUACGACGACGACGAUGACUGGGACAUUGGCAACGAAACGAUCGAGUGUAUUCUCGCGGCGGAGGCGAAGCUGGCUCAACCACAUGAUUGGAAUUAG